Molecule: messenger RNA, 1691 nt
Organism: Xiphophorus hellerii (green swordtail)
Lineage: Eukaryota; Metazoa; Chordata; Actinopteri; Cyprinodontiformes; Poeciliidae
Exons: 3
Coding region: 79-1632 (517 amino acids)
Source: RefSeq, a predicted model, not a curated record
GUCCAAAGAUGCCCCUGUAAGCCACAAAAUGAAGAUUUGAACCAAGGACAUGGAAGAACCAAAGUACUGGGUUUUGCUAUGGCUCAAGAGUCUGCAUUCUGUCAAGAGAUUUCAAGUGGGGUUUGGAAGCUCCUUGGUCCCAUGAAGCAGGAUGAUGUAGCCACAGUUGUGAGAAAUGACCUGACCAUUAUUCAGUUUGCCCAGUCUCUCUACAACAGACAUGGACAAGACCCUACUAAGUAUGAGUACAUCCGACAGAAGCUCCGUGAAAUUGGACGUCUGUUAAUAUGUCUACGGUCUGAAUUCUCUAUACAUAACUUGGAGGAAGCUGUGAAACCUGCUAACUUCCAAAGAGUUGUCCAGGCAGUAAAGAUUGUCUGCGGUUUUGAUGAAGAAAAGCAUUCAUACCAAACACCAAGUCUUGCACUAAAACUGGGACAUACACUACAGAAAAUCAGUGACAUUAUCCAUUGCCGAGCGCUCAUGGCAGAAGAUGAAGAACUGAUUAAGUCAACAGACACUUUCAAAAAGCUGUAUACAUCCAAGUGGUCUGAGUUAGUGUCACAUACUGCCUUGAACACUCUGAGUCAUGCCAAAUAUAAUAAGCCAUUAACCUUACCAUUCACAGAAGAUGUUCAGAGUCUUCAUAGGUACCUUAAGAAAUCUGGAGAAAAUGCAUUUUCUAACUUGAAAGAAGAGGUCAGCCCCCAGAAUUAUGCAGAACUUGCAAAAGUUACUCUUGCACAGGUCAUUGUGUUCAAUCGAAGACGAGCUGGAGAAGUCUCAAAGAUGCGUCUCAGAGGUUUCCAGCAGAGAGAUGACUCCAAGCUCCAUGAAGAUGUUGCUGCUGGAUUGUCCAAGGUUGAAAAAAGGCUCUGUAGCUACUUCAGUCGUGUUGAAAUAAUUGGAAAAAGAGGUCGAAAAGUUGCGGUUCUCCUUUCUCCAGAUGUGGUGGAUGCUCUGACUCUGCUGGUCAGCAAAAGAGAGCAAUGUGGUGUUUGCUCCACAAACAUCUUUCUUUUUGCCCGACCAAGAUCUCAAAGUCACUACAGGGGCCAAGACUGUUUGCGUGUUUAUGGAAGCCAAUGUGGGGCGAAGCAUCCCGAGUUCCUCAGGUCCACGCAACUCAGGAAGCAUGUUGCCACAUUGUCACAAGUCCUCAAUCUCAAAAAUAAUGAAAUUGACCAGGUGGCUGACUUCCUGGGACAUGACAUUCGUGUCCACAGGGAAUUUUAUCGCUUACCUGUGCCAACAACACAACUGGCAAAGAUUUCUAAGCUUCUUUUGUCCAUGGAGAAAGGACACGUAUCCACCCUGCAAGGAAAAUCCCUUGAUGACAUCGAAAUCGAAGAUGAAAUAGAACUAAGUGAGGAUGAAGAAAAGGAAGAUUUAAGUGACUUGGAUGACUGCGAUUCUGUGGAACCUGAGGAACCCGUGGAAACCGUGGAAUCUGUGGAACCUGAGGAACCUGUGGAACCUGAGGAACCUGUGGAACCUGUGGAACCUGAGCAAAGCAAGAAUAUUGAUGAUUUGUUGGGAGCAGUGUCAUCGACAGCAGAGGAAACUGUCCCUCCUGUUGAAGGCAAGUCAAGUUUCCUUAUGAGUCUGUGUUUUGAUCCUAGCUACAUUUAGUUAAAGCAUAAUUCUACUGCGCUGACCAUAUUAACUAGUUCAUGCUUAAAGGCCAUGCA